AAGUCGAGUUCCUGCGCUGGUCCCGCACAGAGGCCGAAGGAAAGGGCAGGGAUGAGGCUGUGCCUGCUGGGCUGCUUGGUGGCCGCACUGAUUUGGGAGGGGGCCGGCAUCCCCCUGGGAAGGGCUCCAACACGGGAGGAGUCAAAGGAACAGGUCAAGAUCAAGAGACUCAAGCAUCAUCGUUUUCACCCUUCUAACAGGAUACCGUUCCAAAUGAGGACCGUCGAACAACCUCUACUACAGGCAUUUAAGAGAGAUUGGAAUUCCUCAGAAGACUUCCCCAUAUGCUGCGAUGGCAGCGUGGACGGGCCCGAGAGCAGAAAGGAAGGAGGGGAAGCCGGCAGGAAUUCUUCCACGGAGGACAUAUACGUGAUAUUCGGGACGUUCGUGGAUCCUGCCGAGGAGGGAACAUUGGAAAGAAGGAGCCGUUGUGAAGGCUGUUGUGGAGAGAGAGUCACUUUGGGGCCGGAAUCCUGGAGAAGCCAGGAGGAGGCCGGGGAUGUUCCGGGUACCGGAACCACUCACAUGGAGAAGACCGGGGAAAUGAAGGUCAUCAAUCUGCAUGAUAACAUCAACUUGACUUUUCCUUGGCCACAGGCUUUGAGCAGACCCUUCACCCAAGUCUGGAAGAAAGAAAGUGACCUCUGUGCUGGCUGCUGCCCUGACCCCAGGACCCACCGAUCAGAAGUCCCUGCAGAUGGAGAGGAAGGAGGAGUGGUCGGGAGCUCUCCUGGGCUGGCCAGUGUCCAAGGACCACAGAAUUCCUGGACCAGACUGGGCCAUUUGAUCCGCAGGAUUCAGGUUCAUUAUCCGAACGGGAGCUACCAGAUGUAUGAAACAUACAAGUUACAAAUGCCUUUACAGACCUGUCUCCCAUGUCCCACAGUUAGAGAGUACAACUUGACGGAGACAAAAGUCUUCAUUGUCGACUAGGAUCCUGGAGGAUACUUCUGGGGUAACCCAGGGCCCCCCACCCAGCCAAUACACCCUCAGGAGGAGAAAACACAGAGAAGAACCCAGGGAGGGUCUUACUGCUCAAGGCCAUCCAAGGACCAAUUAAGUUAAACUGGUGUCAACCCAACCCGGCCCUGUGGAAUCCAGAACAACCAAUCUGGUCUCUCUCUCUCUCUCUCUGGUAGCACCAAGCUUAGGUGGCUACUCUUCCUGCUUCCAAUCGCUCUUUCCUUCCUCCCCCACGCUCGGUCUCUUGUGUCUUUACACCGAUCUGGCCUGCAGCCCAGCUUCCUCCCCUCCCCUGCGAGGCCACUACUCUCUGUAACAGUCACCAAGAAGCCUCAGGUUGGGCAGGAAACGGUUAACCCCGCAGGGAAUGAUGGAGGAAUCUGGGAAUAAAGGAGUUGGAGAUCUGUUC
Ornithorhynchus anatinus (platypus) is the source of this 1372-nucleotide messenger RNA. RefSeq lists its product as uncharacterized. Lineage: Eukaryota; Metazoa; Chordata; Mammalia; Monotremata; Ornithorhynchidae. The coding region runs from base 52 to 933 and encodes 293 amino acids. The transcript is spliced from 10 exons. The record is from RefSeq and is a predicted model, not a curated record.